This is a messenger RNA of Fibroporia radiculosa, 3165 nucleotides long. RefSeq lists its product as uncharacterized. Lineage: Eukaryota; Fungi; Basidiomycota; Agaricomycetes; Polyporales; Fibroporiaceae. The transcript has 2 exons. The record is from RefSeq and is a predicted model, not a curated record. The coding region runs from base 1 to 3165 and encodes 1054 amino acids.
AUGCGACCUGUCUCCUCCUGCUUUCCUGAUCUCUUUGCUACUACAUCGUCUGAAGCUGCCGGGACACUCUACCAACUAGAUCGUAUAUACCCCAUCCACCUCACAUCAUCGUUGUUUGCAAGUAGGCAGAUAGCGAUCCGCGAGGUACUCCAAAUUAAUUUGCUCGAGGCGGCUGUAUUCACCUACUUCUUCCUUAGUGCUAUGCAUGCAGAUCCAGAAUUUCAGCAAAACCACGAUUGCAGUCCCGAUGCAGACACAGAUUCGCUCUUCGGAUCGCCCCCGCCUUCUCCGAGCGGGAGAGGUAGGUUGCGGUCGCUGCUUGCGCUUCCCGGCGCUGCAGGUUCUGCACAAAACGUGGGGACCCUUGCACUUCCUGGUUCCCAUCUUGUCGCUGAAGCACCAGUCCAUCCGCCAGCAUAUCGGUCAUCGAGUGCUUGUGGGACCAAUGUCUCGCAGCCUCCGAGACCUCUAGCGUUGCAACCAUCUUUGGAAUUUAAUGCAAGGCCAAAUCCCACGCCUACAUCAAGUACGAGGUCGCUCUCCGUUGAUGCCCCUCCCAUGCGGGUACAGCGCAAAUCGCGGAAGGGCAAGGAAAAAGCUACAUCGGCUUUUCAUGCAUCUACACCACGGCCUCCUGCCCCUCCUAUUGAACUUCCAUCAGCGGACGAACCGCUACCGCCUAACUUCUUACGCAAUCAGCAGGCUUUACUGGGUCUCGCAGGGCUUGUUAGUGGUGUCAACCCGGCUCAGCUAUCGAUGCAACGUGGCUCAUCUGCGCACAAUCCUAUCGUGAUUGAUGAUGAUGCUCCGGUAGGUGGGGGCCUGCUGACUAGCCAACCGCCGUCCAUUUCUCGACAUCCUGCGUCUGCGACCUUUGCGCCUUCCCAACUUUCACCACCUAGCGGGGAGGAUCUUGUUGCGGCAAUCAUGCGUCAGAAGAACGUCUUUCCUGUCAUCGAGUCUCUCCUUCGGCUCCUGUCUGGCAUUUCGCCUGCCGCUCCGCCGCCCCCACGGUUCGCAUCAAGGCGGGCAGAAUUCGGACGUUCUGAAAGCGAAACCGCUGCGCCACCGCUCAAACGAAGAAAAUUAAAUCAAGUUCCUGCGGGUGCGACGGACUGGGAUGUUCCUUAUCCUUUCCAAGAUGGGCAGGGUCCUCAGGGCUACCAGACAAGUUGGGCGCGCGACAGAGCCAGAGCUCUUUUGGCGGACUUGGCGGUGCUGGUGCAAGACGCGAAAAAGAAGGCGGCCGUGAGGGGAUACUACCAGCAACAGGAAAAGGAGCGGAGAAGGCGGCUGAUGGAGCAGAGAGGCGAGACGAUAAAAAAAUACUACAGAGCGAAGACAGCGUUCUAUGGGAUCGACAUGGAAAAGCAGGCGUCUCAAGACCGACUCCAAGAACCUACAGGUGUGCAUGUCUUGCCGUCAAGGAUGGGCACCCCAAAUACCAAGCCAAGUGAUCACACGAGUGAAAUGCAAAGGCAGUCGAUGAGCGAACCGCCCCAGGUUCUAGCGUCGGCUGAUCUACGUGCUGCGUCAACAUUACUCCUUCAACAGUCGUCGAAUAACCCAGCACCAUCUCAAACACCUUCGAAUACUUCAAGCAUGGAGUCGUCGACUCUCCCCUCUCCGUCCUCCACAACAGCAGACAAUAUGCAAAGCUUUUUCGAUGAAUGGCUCUCUCUUCUUGACACGUUUCAGCCCGGGGACCCGAAUGAAGCAGCUCUCUCCACCGGUUUUGAUGGUGCGUUGGAUGAGUUUGUUGCCGGUAUCGACCUCGUGGCGUCGACUUCCGCCACUGCUACGUCAGCGACUGCUACGUCUGCACUUGUGCCCUUCGUUGCCGGCCAGCAGCCUGGCUCGUUUACAACUGCCAACACCCCAGUGCUUGAAGAGCUUAUACCAGAUUUUCUCAUCGACCCCGUUCUGUUUGGCCUUCCGUCGACUUCUGUGACCCAUUCCGUUCAGUCGAGUAUCUCUUCAACCCCAUCAUCUAGAGCGGAACUACCGGCUGGAGCACGAGCUAUCGUAGGUAUCAAGCCUCUCACGGACCCAACUCCUGCAGAUUUAUCAAGCACGCGGUCCGUGACGGCGUCUGGGAUGGAGGCGAACACCACAAACACAGGCCCACCUUCGACUCCGACACCGACUAGUGUAGACCUCGGGUCACCACUCACAUCAACUGUCUCGCUAGCGGACCAGGAGCACGAACCUGUGACUCCAGACUGGGCAUGGGCAUUCGGAGAUCAAGAAAUAUUUAGUGCCGGUGGUGCUGGUCGGAUUGCUAGUGACGCGGCGUCGAGCGAAGAAGGUACGUCAUUUUUGGCGUUGUUAAAUCGGUUUGGGGCUGGUGUUCAUGGAUUCGUCGGCCCUACAGAUGGACCAUUUGGUGUGGCUGGGAACGAGGGCGUUGACAUGGAGAAGGUGAGAGAGCUGGAGAAAGUAUUGGACAAGACAUAUGCGCCUUUGGACGCCCAGAUGCAUGCGGAUAGUGCGCUACCUGCUACACUGCUUCCAUCUUCGCAGGAGUUGUCCGCUGCCGGCGGCCCCGCUGUGGACAUGGAUAUGGAACCUGCGGUAUCAGAGCAAACAUCUGCUGAGUUCUCGUCGACGAUUGUUUAUCAUCAAAACGGAACAGAGAAUUCAUCGAGGCAGGACGCUGUGCGGCCAGGCGGAGUUGCCACUGACGUCCAAAUUUCGCCAGCGGAAGAGAUGGACCUUCCGGGUGAGGUUCAGUUCCCUGUCCCCAUACUACCACUUUCGACGGAUGCCUCACAGCCAGGCCCACAUCUCCACUCAACGAUAGCGCUUCGUGAUCGUGACCAGCGUCAGGCUGGAUUGAACACUCAUCAUACGCUGCAAGCACAAGCACAUUCAGGCAUUCCUACCGAGUCGUCUUCGUCGUCGUAUGCGGCUCUCACAUCGCUCCUCUCGCUGGCUGUAUCUCCUACCAGCGUAGCGUCGUCGGGAUCGGGAUCAGGCGCAGUGGGCAAGCAGACCCGGGCAGAGAUCCUCGGGCGCGCGAGAGCGCUGAAGGCUGAGCUGGAGAAAGCACGAGAGCGGACGAGGGUGGAAUUGUGGGAGAUGACUGUUGAGCAGGGUUGUUUGGUGGGGCUUGGGAAGGAGUUGGGAGCGCCGGGUGGGGAGUCGAGAUCUGGGGAUCACUGA